Messenger RNA from Salvia miltiorrhiza (redroot sage), 769 nucleotides. RefSeq lists its product as uncharacterized. The record is from RefSeq and is a predicted model, not a curated record. Bases 54 to 758 code for a protein of 234 amino acids. The transcript is spliced from 3 exons. NCBI's taxonomy places the organism in Eukaryota, Viridiplantae, Streptophyta, Magnoliopsida, Lamiales, Lamiaceae.
CUAGGUCAUGCUUUGGUCAUUUUCUUGGAUUGCCUAAACCAUUAGGAAAAUGCAUGCAAGUACUUCAUUAUGUAAUUUCACGUCAAAUGAAAUUUCGUAAUGAAGAUCCUAGUGAAUUGUGGUUUUGUAUAAAUGGAACUCCCAUUCGGUUUAGUCGAUUUGAAUUUGUGUUGGUGACUGGAUUGAGAUUUGGCGGUACAUCUUUUACUCCAUAUCGACGACAUGCUAUGCCUAUCGACUCAUUCUACACCCGUGUCCUCAAUAAUAAAAGGAUAUUGGUUAGUGACUUGCGUGAUAGAUUUAUAGCAAAAGACCUUGGAUUAUUGACAGAGGAUUAUGUAAAGGUUGCUAAAAUCUUGUUCGUCUAUAAUGUGUUAUUUGGUGUUGAGAAAUCAAAGCCGAAACAUAUAUCAGAGUGGUUAUGGGUUUUGAUUGAGGAUGAAACAACAUGGGAGUCAUUUCCGUGGGGAAGUUAUGCUUUCCAAAAACUUUUGCACUUCUUGAAGAGCAUCAAGAAAACCACUUCAUCGGGCACAGCAAAGCGAGAGUCAUACACUUUAUUUGGUUUUAGCACAGCCUUUAUGGCUUGGAUAUAUUGUGCUAUCCCAGAAUUUGGAUCUACCAUAGGUGUUGUAUCUUCAACAACAAAGAUCCCUCGUAUGCUGCGCUUUCGUUAUACUCGGGGAAAUAUAGAUGUGGCUGAUGUGAAAGAUGAGGUAUACCCCAAGUUGGGGCCUAAUGAUGAAGAAAGAAAAUAGUCAAUUUGGGG